AUGAACGGGCUGAACAUCCUACCCUCAUACACGGAUUACUUCACAUUGACGACGGCGACGCUGUCGCUCAACACGGCGACGGUGUGGGUGGGCAGCAUGCUGGCGGGGAUCCUGUACGCGAAAGUGCCGGACUGGAUCGGGCGGCGGUGGUCGCUGUUCUUCGGGGCCAUCUUCACCAUCAUCGGCGUCAUCAUCCAGACGGCGUCGCAGAACAUCGGCAUGUUCGUGGCGGCGCGCAUCAUCAUCGGCUUCGGCACGGGCGCGUCGUCCAUCGCAGGCCCCGUCUAUGUAUCCGAGACACUCCCCGUGCGCUAUCGGGCCUGGGGUCUAGGGAUCUUCUACGACUUCUGGUACGUGGGCGGGCUGAUUGCGGCGGGCGUGACGUACGGCACGGCCAAGAUGGACUCGACCUGGGCGUGGCGGCUGCCGUCGGCGCUGCAGGGUUUGUUUAGUAUCAUGUGUCUGAUCAUCCUGCCGUUCACGCCCGAGUCGCCGCGUUGGCUGCACUCGCAGGGCCGCAGCGCCGAGGCGCUCGUGGUGCUGGCGCAGACGUGCGCCGACGGCAACGUCGACGACCCGACGGUGCAGGUGCAGUUCCGCGAGAUCACCGACACGCUGGCGUUCGAGAAGUCGUACGAGAAGCCGUCCUUCUUCAAGCAGUUCCUGGCCAGCAAGUCGACGCGCAAGCGCAUCUUCCUGUCGUCCACCGUCGCCGUCUUCGCCAUGUUGUCCGGCAACAACAUCAUCUCGUACUACCUGGGCUCCAUGCUGACGCAGGCCGGCGUGACCGAUUCCACCACCCAGCUCGAAAUCAACGUCAUCCUCAACGCCUGGUGUCUGGUCGUCGCCCUGAUCGGGACCUGGCUGAUGGAGCGCGUUGGACGGAAGACCCUCGCCGCCAUCUCCACCGGCCUGUUAACCAUCUUCAUCUUCCUGAUCGGCGGCCUGACCAAAGCUUAUGGCGACUCCACCAACCAGUCCGGCAUCUACGGCACCGUGGCCGCCAUCUUCCUGUUCCAGGGCGCGUACAGUAUCGGCUGGACCCCCAUGACCGUGCUCUACCCGCCCGAGGUGCUGAACUAUAGUAUCCGCAGCAUGGGUAUGGGGAUUUACUGUUUCCUGACCAACGGCGUCGGCUUGAUGGUCACCUUCGCCUUUCCUUAUGCUUUGGACGCCAUCUCGUGGAAGACGUACAUGAUCAACGGCGCCUGGGAUGUCAUCGAGUUGGUCGUCGUCCUCGUCACCUGGGUCGAAACAAAGGGCCGCACGCUCGAAGAGAUCGACGAGGAUCUCGACGGCCAGAGGCAUACCCACGCCCCCAGGCUACAGACUAUCUUGGGCGUCGUGCCCGAGGAGAGAGCCGGCGUCGUCGAGGCUUUGGAUCUCCAAAAAGACAAGGAGCUCGAGGUUUCGGGUGCCGUAGUGGAAGUUUCUAAGGAAUAG
This is a messenger RNA of Capronia coronata CBS 617.96, 1443 nucleotides long. RefSeq lists its product as uncharacterized. Gene Ontology annotation, biological process: transmembrane transport; carbohydrate transport. Bases 1 to 1443 code for a protein of 480 amino acids. The record is from RefSeq and is a predicted model, not a curated record. The transcript has a single exon. Lineage: Eukaryota; Fungi; Ascomycota; Eurotiomycetes; Chaetothyriales; Herpotrichiellaceae. Gene Ontology annotation, cellular component: membrane. Gene Ontology annotation, molecular function: carbohydrate:proton symporter activity.